Aspergillus saccharolyticus JOP 1030-1 is the source of this 597-nucleotide messenger RNA. RefSeq lists its product as uncharacterized. The record is from RefSeq and is a predicted model, not a curated record. NCBI's taxonomy places the organism in Eukaryota, Fungi, Ascomycota, Eurotiomycetes, Eurotiales, Aspergillaceae. The transcript has a single exon. Bases 131 to 436 code for a protein of 101 amino acids.
CAUGAAAUCGUUCUCUCCCUAAACCUCGCAAAGCGCCAAAAUACAGUAAAUAACUAUACGGCCUAGGCAAUGAAGCUGUCUCAAUACUUUCGGGCAAAAGAGCCGAUGGAUUAAGCUGGAAGGUUGUGCGAUGAUAGUCGCCAUUUUCCCAGGCAAGGCCAAAGGCCUCGAAGAACCUUCUGAACUUAUCCAUGGGCGUAAAGUUGGGGAAGUGCAGGCCGACUAUGGCAAUCCCGCCAUUUUCAACAUAAGCUUUUAUUUUGACGAGCACUUCUCGGAUCUCUUAGUUGGGUUCGGUAAGGCCUUCGUCUGCUAUGAUGGCUGCUUUGAAGGUGGUCUCGGCGAUUAUUUGAAGCGCGGCGUUUGCGGUCUUCGCGCGCUUGAUGUUAGCCACUUCUGCAAGCCUGUUGAAGAGCGUGGAGUAGACUUCGUCUAGAAAGUCGCGAUAUGCGAGAGAGAGAAGAGAAUUCGGGGUCUCGCGGCUAAGGCCAUUGUUGUGACUUUGGAGGCCGCCUGUUUGUAGCUUGGGCCUUAAAGAAGGUGUUUAGUAGAACCCACUUAACUAUCUUAAAUACAGCUUAAUGUUCUGGUUCAAGC